AUGUCACAGGCUCUGCAGCCGCAGUGGGGAGCGGAGCGGCUCGGGCUCAGCCAGGUGCAGGGAGUGACCCGCGGCGCCCCCCAGCCAGCACUGCCCGGAUUGAGGGGCCCCAGCCCCCGGCGAGGAUGGCUCCCAGGCGGGGCCGGCUGCUCCGGCUCUGGCCCCUGCUGCUGGGCCUGGCCGCAGCCCUCACCAUCCCCAAGGAGUACGAGAUGCACAACCUGCGGCAGCCCCCGGAGAUGACAGAGCAGCCGGCGGAGAAGCUGGUCGUGUUCCCCAGCGACGACAUUGUGCUGCGGUGUGAGGCCACCGGGACCCCCUCGAGUGAGUUCCGCUGGACGAAGGGCGGGCGCUGGUUCGACCCGCGCCAGGAGGCCGGGGUGACGGUCGUCGAGGGCUCAGGGACCCUGUAUGUGAACAACAGCAACGCAGGGCGGCACCAGGGCGUCUAUCGGUGCUACGCCAGCAACGACCUGGGCACGGCCAUGGGGCCGGAGAUCCGCGUCAUCGCCGAGAGCACCCCCCAGUGGCCCAAGGAGAAGGUUUCACCGUUGGAGGUGGAGGAGGGGGAGUCUGUCAUCCUGCCCUGCAACCCCCCUGCCAGCGCCGUGCCCCCCAAAAUCUACUGGCUGAACAGCCGCAUCGUGCACAUCGCGCAGGACGAGCGGGUCGCCAUGGGGCAGGACGGGUACCUGUACUUUGCCAACGUGCGGCGCUCGGACUCGCACCCCGAUUACAUCUGCCACGCCCAUUACCUGGGCCCCCGAACCAUCAUCCAGAAGGAGCCGAUCGAGCUGCGCGUCCGGCCCACCAACUCGGUGAAGUUUCGCCAGCCCCGGCUGAUGGUGCCGCCAGGGGACAGCAGCUCCCACGUCGCCCUGCGCGGCUCCAGCCUGGCCCUGGAAUGCAUCGCCGAGGGCUUCCCCACGCCCACGGUGGAGUGGAUCCGUCUGAACGGCCGCCUGCCCGCGGGGCGCGUGGCCCUGGAGAACUUCCAGAAAACCCUGCGGAUCCGGGACGUGGUGGAGGAGGACGAUGGGGAGUAUCAGUGUCUCGCCCGCAACACGCAGGGCACCGCCCGCCACAGCUACACCGUCACCGUGGAAGCCGCCCCCUACUGGGCCCAGCAGCCCCACAGCCGGGUGUACGGCCCCGGGGAGAACGUUCGGCUCGACUGCUCCGUCUACGGGAAACCGAACCCCCUGGUGUCCUGGAGGAUCAACGGCGUCCCCUGGGCAGAGCUGGCGCCGGACCCGACGCGGACGCUGCGCUCGGGGGCCCUGAUCCUGAGCCAGGUGCAGCCCAACGACUCGCUGGUGACACAGUGCGAGGCCGUGAACCGCCACGGCCGCCUGCUGGCCAACGCCUACAUCUACGUCAUCCAGCUGCCGGCGAGGAUCCUGACCCCAGACAAGCAGCGCUACGCCGUGGUGGAGAACCAGACGGUGUCCCUGGACUGCCAGACCUUUGGGGCGCCCAUGCCCAGCGUGGAGUGGUUCACCAGGCGGAUGGAGCCGGCCCUGCAGGAUGAACGAGCCUUCGUCCACACCAACGGUACCUUGCGCCUGAGCCGGGCCCAGCGCCAGGACACCGGCACCUACGUCUGCCUGGCCCAGAACGACCAGACCAACGUCACCAUCAGCGCCUGGCUCGAGGUCAAAGGCGCGACGCGGAUCGUGCUGGGCCCGCAAGGCGCCGUGGUGAAGAAAUCCAGCAACGUGACCUUCCAGUGCCGGGCGCGGUUUGACGAGACGCUGCAGGAGCGCAGGGUCGAGUGGCGGCGGGACGGACGCCCCAUCCGGGAGUCGGACGACAGUGACAAGUACACCAUCGAACCCGGCUGGCUCCGGAUCUCCGGCGUGGACUACGCGGACCAGGGCGUGUACAGCUGCCGGGCGCACACGGAGCUGGACGCGGCAGAGGAGAGCGCCGAGCUGCGGGUGGUGGGCCGCCCCGGGCCGGUGUCGGAGCUGCAGGUGUCCGAGCCCCAGGAGCGCUGGGUGAAGCUCAGCUGGACCCCGGGAGACGAUCACAACAGCCCCAUUGAGAAGUUCGUGGUGGAGGCGGAGGACGGGCUCGGGCCCCGGCACCUGGCGGGACGUCAGCACCGUCCCUGCCCCCAGCCCUGGGCCCAGCUGCACCUGGCGCCUUACGGCGACUUCCGCGUCCGAGUCCGCGCGGCCAACGAGUUCGGGCGCGGGGAGCCCAGCGCCGCCUCCGCCCCCGUCCGCACCGGCCCGGCGGCCCCCGAGCGUUACCCCGAGGGGGUGGCCGGCGAGGGGAACACGACCAGCAACAUGCUCAUCACCUGGAAGCCCCUGAACAAGUCGGACUGGAACGCCCCCGAGCUCAGCUACCGGGUGCAGUGGCGGCGUCUGGGCGAGGGGGGGAGCUGGAGCGAGGAGACAGUCAGUGGCCCCCCCUUGCUGGUAACGAGGACCCCCACCUUUGUCCCCUACGAGAUCAAGGUGCAGGCCGUGAACCCCAUCGGCAAGGGGCCCGAGCCCCCCACUGUGGUGGGGUACUCUGGGGAGGAUGUGCCCCAGGUGAACCCCGAGAACGUGGGGGUGGAAAUAAUCAACAGCACCAGCGUCCUCGUCAGCUGGACCCUCCCCAGCAGAGACCAGCUGCGGGGUCAUCUCCGGGGGUUCAGGGUGUUUUACUGGCGGCUGCGCAGUGUGGGGGAGCGGAGCCGGCGCCAGGCCCGGGCCCAGCCCCCCCCGCAGGUGCUGACGGUGCUGGGGGAGGCGUCGCGGGCCCGGCUGGGGGGGCUGCGCCCCUGGAGCUGGUAUCGCCUCUACGUGGUCGUGUUUAACGGGCGCAGCGACGGGCCGCGCAGCGAGGACAUCGACUUCAGCACCCCCGAGGGAGUGCCCAGCCGCCCCAGCUCGCUGCUCCUGGAGCGGGUGUCGGACACGGUGCUGGCUCUGGAGUGGUCGGCCCCCCAGUUCCCCAACGGGGCGCUGACCGAAUACCUGCUGCAGUACCAGCAGGUGAAUGGGUCGGAGCUGGGCCCCCUGCACGAAAUCUCCUUCCCCGUCUCCCAGCUGAACGGGACGCUGGCCCGGCUGGCCCCCCGGGCCCGGUACCGGUUCCAGCUGCGGGCGCUGACCCGGGCCGGGCAGGGCGAGCCGCUGGUGCAGGAGGGCAGCACCCUGCCCGAGCCAGUGCUCCCCACUUUGGAGAACAUCAGCGUCUCGCUGGUGGGGCCCGAUUUCACCGUCUUCACCUGGGUCCCGGGCCGGCCCCAGGCCAGCGUGGAGUUCGAAAUCCAGUUCAUGAGCAAAUCCAUGGCCGAGCCCUGGCGCACGUCCGGCCAGGCCAACUCCACCCACGGCUCCUACCGGCUCCUCCACCUGCAGCCCGGCACCUCCUACCGCGUCCAGUUCGUGGGGCGCGACCCCUCGGGGGGGAACGUCUCCUUCUGGGAGAGCGAGGUGGAGACCAACGGCAGGCUGCUGGCGACCGACCAGCGCAGCUUCGCCACCGAGGGCUGGUUCAUCGGCUUCAUCUGCGCCGUGGUGCUGCUGCUGCUGCUGCUGCUCGUCCUCUGCUUCGUCAAACGCAGCAAGGGCGGGAAGUACUCGGUGAAGGACAAGGAGGACACACAGGUCGACUCUGAAGCCCGACCCAUGAAGGACGAGACGUUCGGGGAGUACAGAUCCCUGGAGAGCGACAACGAGGAGAAGCCGUUCGGCAGCAGCCAGCCCUCGCUCAACGGGGCGCUGCCGGCGCUGGGCAGCGAGGACAGCCUGGCUGACUACGGGGGCAGCGUGGACGUGCAGUUCAACGAGGACGGGUCCUUCAUCGGCCAGUACAGCGGCCACACGGGCAAGGAGCCGGCCGGCAACAACAGCUCGGGGGCCACCAGCCCCACCACCGCCGCGGCCGCCCUGGAGUAGGGGGCGCACCCUCCCCACGCCGGCCGAGCCCCCUGGGGAAUAGGGGAGCCCCUGCCUGCCCCAUGGGAAUGGGGGGGCUGGGGUUGCCCCCCCAGCUGGGAAAUAGGGUCCCCCCUCCUGCCCCAGGGGACAUGGGGGUUCAUGCACCCCCACCUCCUCCCCAUCCCUGAAUCCCAGGGGGGAUCCCUGUUAGCUUCCCCCCUCCUGCCCCCAGAACAUGAGGGGGGUAAUUUAAGGGAACCCCCCUUAGCCCCCCCCGAAUGUCACCCCCCUCCUCCAGGGAAGCUGGGAUUUUCUCUCCACCCCCCCCCCGAAGCAUCAUUUAACUUCUGCAUGUGAUGGGCCAAAAAGCUUGGGGGAGGCGAGGGGUUAAGGGGGGGGCUGGGGGGGCUCUGUACCCAGGGUUAAUAUUUGCCAAAAAAUAGACCCCCCCCCAAGUCUCUCCAUGUUUUAAUCAUUCUGGGCUCAGACUCUGCCCCACCCCUGGGUGUGAGACUGAGUAGCCGGGGGAGGGGUGGGCUGGGAGCCCGGACUCCUGGGUUCCAUCCUGGGCCCUUUCCCGGCGUUUACACCAGGUGGCUUCCUUUCAGCUGGGGGGGGGGUGAACAUUUCCCCCUAAUUCUGACCCUCCCCCGGCCCCGGGGGCGGGGCUGUUCAAACCUCACCUGCCCCUCCCUCGCCAACCCUGGGAGCCCCCACCUUCCAGAAGGUCUCCCCCUCCCCCCUCCACAAAUCCACCUCUGCCACCCACCCCCUGGACUCUGCGGGGGGGGGGGCGGUGUCACCAUUUCACCCCCUCAAAAGGGAACUGCCCCCCCCCCGCUUUUCUCACACAGCUGCCUUUGCAACACAUUUCUCAAGCCAAGUGGCCUCUUGUUCGCUCUGUGCCCCCCCCGGACCUCCCCUCCCCCCAGCGGGGUCUCAGCUUUGCUCUGUGCCCCCCCCCGGAUCUCCCCUCCCCCCAGCGGGGUCUCAGCUUCGCUCUGUGCCCCCAGACCCCACAACCUUUUUUGCAUAAAACAGAAUUUAAAAACCAUUUAACAAUGCCCCCGCCCCGGCUGGGUGGAGGCCUGGCCGGGGCCGCCCCGUGUAGAUAGGUGCCCCCGCUCGCUGGGCCGUCGUGUUAGCCGUGGCCUGGCCCUGCUCUGUGCCGUCGGGUAGUCGUGGCUUCAAGUUCCCUAGGAGGCAAGAAAAGGAAAAAAAACUUUUUUAAAAACGUCCCAUCCCGAAAUCCCGCCCCUGGUGCUGGCUGAGGCCGUGCGGCCCCCGUGUCCCCCCACCCCCGUGUCCCCCUCGUCGGCUGUCACUAGCGUCUCGAUCGAUGGCUUUUUAUAUCAUCUGUACAGACCGAACCGCCUUCGAAACACGGCGAAAUAAAACCUGAAAGCUG
Messenger RNA from Mauremys reevesii (Reeves's turtle), 5292 nucleotides. RefSeq names its product L1 cell adhesion molecule (gene L1CAM). Gene Ontology annotation, biological process: cell-cell adhesion. NCBI's taxonomy places the organism in Eukaryota, Metazoa, Chordata, Testudines, Geoemydidae. Gene Ontology annotation, molecular function: protein binding. The record is from RefSeq and is a predicted model, not a curated record.